AUGAUUUACACUCUGAUUCUCUCCGGGAUUUUACUUCACAUCUCAGAUGAAGCUGUAAUUAAUGCACUGAAUAUCGGAGUGAAAUCGGGAUCACCUGGAAUUAUUCCCUGUCUAUAUGAUAAAAAACAUAAAGAAAACCGUAAAUACUGGUGCGAGGGGUCCCAUUGGGUCUCUUGCAGUAUUUUGACAUAUGCAAAUGAGACAGAAAAAUAUUCCCUCACGGAUGAUCCAGCCCAGAGUAUUUUUACAGUGCAGUGGGAGAAUCUGCAGAACUCAGACUCUGGAUAUUACUGGUGUGCUGUCGAGAUCGGUGACUAUAACACUCUAGACGCCGGUUAUUAUUUGUAUCUGACGGUACGAUCAGCUCCUGAUGUGUCUGUGGUGAGCAGCAGUCCUUCAUCAUCAGUGAAUUCAGAAGGUGAAGUGAUCUACAGCACUGUGAAAUAA
Sinocyclocheilus grahami is the source of this 447-nucleotide messenger RNA. RefSeq names its product CMRF35-like molecule 5. Bases 1 to 447 code for a protein of 148 amino acids. The record is from RefSeq and is a predicted model, not a curated record. Gene Ontology annotation, cellular component: plasma membrane. Lineage: Eukaryota; Metazoa; Chordata; Actinopteri; Cypriniformes; Cyprinidae. Gene Ontology annotation, molecular function: transmembrane signaling receptor activity. The transcript is spliced from 4 exons.